This is a messenger RNA of Salvelinus fontinalis (brook trout), 5494 nucleotides long. RefSeq names its product protein tyrosine phosphatase non-receptor type 22 (gene ptpn22). Lineage: Eukaryota; Metazoa; Chordata; Actinopteri; Salmoniformes; Salmonidae. Gene Ontology annotation, molecular function: non-membrane spanning protein tyrosine phosphatase activity. Gene Ontology annotation, biological process: peptidyl-tyrosine dephosphorylation. Gene Ontology annotation, cellular component: nucleus; cytoplasm. The record is from RefSeq and is a predicted model, not a curated record.
UGCUGCUGCCUCCUUGAACUGACGACAGCUCUGACAGUGCCUUGUGCCUCUCACCAGGCCCCUUGGAACAGAGACACCCCAGCCACCCGGACCCUGACGGCGAGCCCCCUGUCCAUGGUCCCGUGGCCCUCUGUGUCCUGACAUGCCAGGCAGCAGCAGCACACGCGUAGCCCCAGCAGCCCAGCCAUGGAGCAGCAAGCCUGGAUACUGAGGGGCUUCCUGGCUCAAGUGGAGAGCAAGGAGGCUGAGGAAGAGGAAGCGGAGAGUGGCUUCACAGGGGAGUUCUCGAGGCUCAAACGCCAGUCCACCAAGUACCGCACUGACAAAACCUACCCCACCAAAGUAGCGGAAAAGCAGGAGAAUGUGAAGAAGAACCGAUACAAGGACAUUGUUCCCUUUGACCACAGCAGAGUGAAGCUAUCCCUUACCACCUCCAAGAAUGACAAUGACUACAUCAAUGCCAGCUUCAUCAAGGGAGUGUCAGGGGCCAGGGCCUACAUUGCCACUCAGGGCCCUCUGCCCCACACCGUGCUGGACUUCUGGAGGAUGCUCUGGGAGUACAACAGACUCAGAGGAAAGUAAAGGGGACUAUGUGAGCAGAAACUUGAGGGUGACCUAUCGUAAUAAGUGGUGCCGGACCCUGAGACAGCUGCACUAUAUCAACUGGCCCGACCACGGGGUGCCUGACACCAUCCCUCCCAUCUUGGAGCUGCUGCAAGAGAUGAGAUCCUACCAGGCCCAUGAGGAUGUGCCCAUCUGCAUACACUGCAGUGCUGGCUGUGGAAGAACAGGAGCACUAUGUGCCAUCGACUACACCUGGAACCUGGUGAAAACACAGCGGCUCAAAGAAGACUUCAGCAUCUAUGAUCUGGUUCAGGACAUGAGAACACAGAGGCCUUCUGUGGUUCAGACCAAGGAACAGUACGAGCUGGUGUACAGAACCGUCAAGUUCCUGUUUGAGAAGUAUCUGCAGUCCAUGGCACCAGCACAGCCUUCCUGCAUAGAGGAGGUGCCAGCGGCCCCCUCACCCCCUACAGCCAGUGACAGUGAGCUCACUGACCUCAGCGAGGCGUCUGAAGCUGAACAGGAACCAGAACCUGAGCCACAGCAUCAAAUGGAACCACAGACAGAGCACAGGCACCCAGAUAGGGAGGAGCCUGAUGGGAUAUCCAAUCACGUCUUACCAGUGGCCUUCUCUGCCUCAGCAGCGGUGCAUGAUGGUGACCCACUGUCUGACGCAGCUACGUGCUCCCCCUCAGUCAUCCUCAACGCCCUGAGAGCCAAGGACAGGCAGAGGGAACAGCAGAGACCAACCUCCCUACCAACACAGACUAUUAACCAGAAACCACAACCCCUACAGACACAGACUAAUAGCAUGUCCAUGAACCAGAGACCAUCAUACCCACUACCGACAAAGCCCGAUACAUUGCCCACCAGCCAGGACCUGAGACAAGAGCCCAGUCUCCGCAUCCCCAUCAUAACCUCUCAGGCACUCAGGACUCAGGAAUUCUGUCAGAGAGCCAUGGAGCAAAAGAAGGUGGAGAGUGAUGGAGAGAUCACCCGACUGGUACCACCAGUGCUCUCUGCAGUUUCCAUCUCCAACCCCCUCUGUCUCACUGUGGAGGACCUCUACUUUUUACCUGACUCUUCAAUGACCUCACCCCUGGCUGCUGAGGCUCCCAGAGGGGCUGAUAAUGAGGAGGAGCUGGCUCCACUGAGCAAGUUGACAGAGAACCCCUGUUUCAAUGGUUCAAUUAUGACUCUUAAAGACCAGUCGAUGGAACUGCCAGCCCUUGUCAUCACAAACGUUGCCCCAGGUGCGCUUGUAGCUUUCUCGGAUGAAGACAGCCCACCUCCAUUACCUGAGAGAACCCCUGAAUCGUAUGUACUGUCUGCUGGAACAGAGCGUCCUGAUAACAUCUCUAAACCUGAGAGGUUAGAGGUCAUCAUCCCUCCUAAUGCUGCAGCUGAAGCCCUCAGGGGGAACGGGAGUCCCCCCUCGCCUAUCCCCCCACUGCCAGAGAGAACGCCAGAAUCCUUUGUGUUGGCCAACAAUGCCGGAAGGAGCACUACUGUCUUCCCUUCCCUCUCAGUCCCCGUGGAGAUGGUGGUCCAGAAGUCAGAAGAGAGAGAGUGGUCUGGGCGGUCAGUGGACACUCUGGUGGAUGAGAUAUCUUGGGCGAGGAGCAAAAGCUUGAAAGUAAAAAUGACAACACUCUCAGUGUCACCCCAGGAUACAGUAUCACCCCCAGUUACAGUGCCACCACCCGUUACAUUGCCUCCCCCGGUUAGAUAUUCUGUUCCUGCUCCUCGUACAUCAGUAAACCUUCCUCCUCCCCCUCCACCUCCCUAUCCUCUGGCCCCUUCUCUCUCACCUCCAGGCUCAGAGAAUCUGACUCCCCCUCUACCUGAGAGAACUCCAGAAUCUUUCUUCCUGGUCACUCAAGAAGUUGAUCAGAACAGUGCCCCCUGCCUGCAGAGUCAGAGCAACAGCCAGACCACAUCUACACAGCAGAGGAUCGGUACAUCCUCAGAGUGGGCAGGGAACUCCCAACCCAAAAGAUUCCUGGAUGGAAUCAUGAAUCGGAGCAAGAGUGUCCACGCAAAGAGUUCACUGAAAGAGCCCCUGACUACUGUUCCUCUGGUUGCUCAAACCGUUGUGGCUGUAGGAGGAAGUGCUGAAAUGAAGCUUCAGCAACCUGUGAACAACAGCACUGGGACUACUGAAGACAAAUCAGACAAGAACAGUGGGAAGGCCUUGUCUAGAACAAAGAGCCUGAAGUUAUUCAAACUCAGACAGAAACCAAAGUCUGCCCCUCCACCAGUACCAACACACUCUGGACCAUCUCCUCCUUAUGGUACCUCUGCCUCAUCCUCACUGUUCACAUUUGGAUUUGGAACUCGUUUUGGGAAGCCUAAAGGGCCAAGGAGUCAUCCUGAGACGUGGGUGUAAGACAGCCAGUCAACAAAGCUGGAUAUGUCUGGCCACUGUCCUCAGAUCACAGGGCUGGAACCCUGCAUGUGGCUACUAGCUACUGGCCACUUAACUGGACUAGGGAUGGUCCCUAGAGGAUUUUUGACAUUGUGAAGGAAGAUCAUCAUUCCAAGAAGACAUGGGGAAUCAUGUAGCUUUCUCCCUGUGUUCUGAGACGACAUGAACACCGUCUUGCAAACUGCUGUAACGGCCCAAUGAUCAACCUCGGAUUAGCUUUAAAUUGGAGCACCUGUUAUUCAUGACAAAUUGAUCGUACUGUAGUUAUUUAUCCGUGCCUGAAGGGAGAACUUGUGCCUCUGAAAUGUGGUGGAAGGAUGCAAUCAAAUGUAGGCAAAGGAUGGAUGGAAAGAAUGGAAUAAUGAGUUGAUAAAUGUUAGAGGGCUACUUUUGGCUAUUUUGCCUGAUAAAUACAGUAAGGUACUUUGAAUAGUUGGUAACACGUUACUUGAUACAUGUUACCAAAUAGUUGUAUAUGCUGAUGUUUAUUUGUUAUUGUUUGUAUAGGCUCCUUCUGAUCCAGACAAAAUCUAGAUCUACAUCUGGACUGUACAGAGUGAUAAACUUUUUUUUACGGGUAAUAUACACUGCUCCAAAAAAUAAAGGGAACACUUAAACAACACAAUGUAACUCCAAGUCAAUCACACUUCUGUGAAAUCAAACUGUCCACUUAGGAAGCAACACUGAUUGACAAUAAAUUUCACAUGCUGUUGUGCAAAUGGAAUAGACAAAAGGUGGAAAUUAUAGGCAAUUAGCAAGACACCCCCCAAAACAGGAGUGAUUCUGCAAGUGGUGACCACAGACCACUUCUCAGUUCCUAUGCUUCCUGGCUGAUGUUUUGGUCACUUUUGAAUGCUGGCGGUGCUCUCACUCUAGUGGUAGCAUGAGACGGAGUCUACAACCCACACAAGUGGCUCAGGUAGUGCAGUUCAUCCAGGAUGGCACAUCAAUGCGAACUGUGGCAAAAAGGUUUGCUGUGUCUGUCAGCUUAGUGUCCAGAGCAUGCAGGCGCUACCAGGAGACAGGCCAGUACAUCAGGAGACGUGGAGGAGGCCGUAGGAGGGCAACAACCCAGCAGCAGGACCGGUACCUCCGCCUUAGUGCAAGGAGGUGCACUGCCAGAGCCCUGCAAAAUGACCUCCAGCAGACCACAAAUGUGCAUGUGUCAGCAUAUGGUCUCACAAGGGGUCUGAGGAUCUCAUCUCGGUACCUAAUGGCAGUCAGGCUACCUCUGGCGAGCACAUGGAGGGCUGUGCGGCCCCACAAAGAAAUGCCACCCCACACCAUGACUGACCCAUCGCCAAACUGGUCAUGCUGGAGGAUGUUGCAGGCAGCAGAACGUUCUCCACGGCGUCUCCAGACUCUGUCACGUCUGUCACAUGUGCUCAUGUGCCCAGUGUGAACCUGCUUUCAUCUGUGAAGAGCACAGGGCGCCAGUGGCGAAUUUGCCAAUCUUGGUGUUCUCUGGCAAAUGCCAAACGUCCUGCACGGUGUUGGGCUGUAAGCACAACCCCCACCUGUGGACGUCGGGCCCUCAUACCACCCUCAUGGAGUCUGUUUCUGACCGUUUGAGCAGACACAUGCACAUUUGUGGCGGUGGAGGUCAUUUUGCAGGGCGCUGGCAGUGCACCUCCUUUCACAAAGGCGGAGGUAGCGGUCCUGCUGCUGGGCUGUUGCCCUCCUGCGGCCUCCUCCACGUCUCCUGAUGUACUGGCCUGUCUCCUGGUAGCGCCUGCAUGCUCUGGACACUACACUGACAGACACAGCAAACCUUUUUGCCACAGUUCGCAUUGAUGUGCCAUCCUGGAUGAACUGCACUACCUGAGCCACUUGUGUGGGUUGUAGACUCCGUCUCAUGCUACCACUAGAGUGAGAGCACCGCCAGCAUUCAAAAGUGACCAAAACAUCAGCCAGGAAGCAUAGGAACUGAGAAGUGGUCUGUGGUCACCACCUGCAGAAUCACUCCUGUUUUGGGGGGUGUCUUGCUAAUUGCCUAUAAUUUCCACCUUUUGUCUAUUCCAUUCGCACAACAUCAUGUGAAAUUUAUUGUCAAUCAGUGUUGCUUCCUAAGUGGACAGUUUGAUUUCACAGAAGUGUGAUUGACUUGGAGUUACAUUGUGUUGUUUAAGUGUUCCCUUUAUUUUUUUGAGCAGUGUAUUUGUACUGGUAUUAUUCUUCAUGGUGGUGUGAGAGAAGCAGACAGGUCUGUAUUCUGCAUACAUCACAUUCAUUGUUGUAACUUGGUGGAUGUGUUUUCUAUAUGGGCUAUAAUUUAAAACGUAAAGAAAAAUACAUAUUGCUCUAAAUUUACCCAUUUGAGGAUCACUGUUUUCUUAUCUAUAAUGCUUACAAAAGUAAUGUCACUGAUAAUUCAUACAUAAUGCACACAUACAAUUAUUUAUUUAGAAAAAUACAAGAAAUGUUUGUUUUCUACUCAAUUCACAUGAUUGAUCUCACUUUUAAUAACAGAAUUCUAUAAAUGUAACUUGUUUUACCCAAAAA